AUGGAUUCUCUGACAGAAGCUAAUGGCAACUUUGGCUUGAACCUUUUGAAAAAUCUGGGUGGAAGCAACUUGGAAAACAUAUUUUUUUCUCCCUUGAGCAUCUCCUUGGCCUUGGCAAUGGUCUACAAGAGGGCGAAGGGAAGCACAGCUGCCCAGAUGGCCCAGGCACUUUCUUUUAAGACAGACAGAAGCGAAGAUGAGGCUAUUUACCAUGGUUCCCAGUCACUUCUUGCUGAAGUGAACAGAACUGGUACUCAGCACUUGGUUAGAACCGCAAGGCUCUUUGGAGAAAAGUCUUAUGAGCUCCUCGGGUGUUUUACAGAUUCCUGCUGCAAAUUCUACCCAGCCAACAUGGAACAGCUUGACUUUGUCAAUGAAGCAGAGAUCAGAAAAUAUAUAAAUGCCUGGGCUGCUGACAAGACUGAAGGUGAAAAUAGUCAUGUACUCAAUUUAGGUAAAAUUGAUUCAUUGACGAAGCUGGUUCUUAUGAAUGCCAUCUACUUCAAAGGGAGUUGGGAUAAUCAGUUUGAGAAACAUCGGACCAAGGAAAUGCCCUUUAAAACCAGCAUGACUGGAAAGAGACCUAUGCAAAUGAUGUUUCAGAAAUCUUCUUUUAAAAUGACCUAUGUCAAAGAAAUAUUCACCAGUGUUCUCCUGCUUCCCUGUGUUGGAGGGGAGCUGAAUAUGGUCAUCACACUUCCAGAUGAAAACACUGACUUGAAAAUGGUGGAAGAAAACCUCUUUUAUGGGAAGAUGCACAAAACAGAAGUGGAAGUUUUUCUCCCUAGAUUUAAAAUGGAAGAAAAUUAUGACGUGCAAUAUGUGCUAAUAGAUUUGGGCAUGGUACAUGCCUUUGAACAAGCCAGGGCUGACUUCUCUGGUGUAUCGUCUAAGAAAGAGCUAUAUUUUUCCAAGGUCAUACUCAAGCCCUUUGUGGAGGUGACUGAGAAAGGUACAGAAGCAACAUCUGCCAUAACUGUCACAAUGAAAUUUUGUCCAUUAAGCCCCCAAAUCCCCCUCUCCACAUUCUGUGCUAACCAUCCCUUCCUUUUCUUUAUCCAGAACAGCAAAACCAAUGAUACUCUCUUCUAUAGGAGAUUGUACUUUUAA
Messenger RNA from Castor canadensis (American beaver), 1110 nucleotides. Lineage: Eukaryota; Metazoa; Chordata; Mammalia; Rodentia; Castoridae. The record is from RefSeq and is a predicted model, not a curated record.